Molecule: messenger RNA, 5548 nt
Organism: Phyllopteryx taeniolatus (common seadragon)
Lineage: Eukaryota; Metazoa; Chordata; Actinopteri; Syngnathiformes; Syngnathidae
Gene: sh2b1
Product: SH2B adaptor protein 1
Exons: 10
Coding region: 438-2963 (841 amino acids)
Biological process (GO): intracellular signal transduction
Cellular component (GO): plasma membrane
Molecular function (GO): transmembrane receptor protein tyrosine kinase adaptor activity
Source: RefSeq, a predicted model, not a curated record
UCGCCGAGUCUCGCGAGAGGUUCUCUGCGCGAGCAUCAGCAGGCUGCUAGCGUCUCUCGUCUGGUCUCAAUCUUGUUAUCGAGCAAAAAGAAGAAGAAGAAGAAAAAAGACGACGAAGCCUGACGGGACGCCAUCACGCCGCUAUGCGUCCCGCACCCCCGCGGCGUUCCUCACGUUAGGGGUCGGCCCAUCUGACGGACGCCUGAGCCCGGCUGUGAUUUGCAGGAUGUGGCCUCACACGCGUCGCCACGCUAUCGCCGCCUGACCGUUGCGAGGAAACAUGGAUGCCGUGGGGAUCAUGUAGCUAGACACCGUGGGCUCCCAUGAUGCAUCGCGGCGCAUGAGCGGCGGGUUCGCCACUGGCCUGUAAGCGAUCGGACACGCCUGCGGCGUUUCCCGCGUCCGGGCUGAUCUGAUUCGGCGUUGUCGGCAGGAGGAUGAACGGCUCGCUUUUGACUCCGCCCAGCCCGCGGGCCACAAAUUCCUCUCCCUUGCCCCCGUCGCCCUCCCCGUCGCCCUCCCCGCCGUCACCCUCUCUGCUGCCCCUGUCCCCCCGGCCGCCGCCCCUCCCGCCCCUGAUGAGCCCGCCGCCGCCGCCGCCGGCCCACCCCUCCUCCUCGCUUUCGGACACGCCCACGCCCUCACCCUCGCCCUGCCUCAGCUGGACUGAAUUCUGCGAGCUUCACGCCCGUGUGGCGGCCGCCGACUUUGCGCGCCACUUCCGGGCGUUCCUCUUGGAGAACCCGCACUACUCGCCCGACUCGGCCACCGCCUUCUGCUGCCGCUUCACCGAUCGCUUCGUCCGCCACUUCCAGAGCGAACUGGAGGGGGCGCAGCCACGCGGCGGCGCCUCCGGCGGGGAGGAGCCAAUGAGCUGGGCUCCCCGGUCGGACGCCAACUCCCUGGAAGAAGAGGCCGUCUCCCCCUUGUCGGCGUCCGGGGGGGCUGUCCCGCCCUGCCCCGCCGCUAACACGUCGCGGCCCGCCUCCAAACUGGCGCCCGCGCGCCUCCUGCUGGACGGCCGCAGCGGCGACAAAUUUCAAGAUCCCUACGCCCACAGCCAGGUCCUACCUCCCUCUUCGUCGUCCUCCUGCUGCUCUUCCGUGGGCGGCAACAACGGCAGGCGGGACGACAGGGUCGGGGCCGCGGCGGGCGGGAACGGGGACGCGCCUGUCGAGGAAGAGGAGGACAGCUGGCUGGGGGCGGAGGCGGAGCCGGAUGAGCGGGGAGCAGAGAGCGGUGAGGCGGACUGUCCCGACGCCUCGCGCACGCCCCCGCCCGGCUCUAAAUGCGGUGGUUCCGGCUCUAAAAAUAAAGUGAAGAAGCGCUUCUCGCUACGCAGCGUGGGACGCAGCGUGCGUGGGAGCGUGCGCGGCAUCCUGCACUGGCGAAGCUCGUCCAGCGACUCUGUGCCAAGCCCGCUGCCCGCCAGCUACAGCUACACCGUGGGCAUGCAGGACGCCGCUCUGGCCCGGAACGCCACCACCCAGCCUCCGACGCCCACCUCCUCCAUGCCCGUUUCUCUCUCCAUGCCCCUGUCCCUACCCCAUUCGUCCUCGUCCUCCCUGCCCCCCUCGUCGUCCAGCAGCGCCACCUCUCUGUCGCUCUCAGACGCUGCCCGGGACCGCCGGCGGAGCAACGGCGAAGGCGGCGAGAAGGACAAGUGGAGCCACCGUCUGGAAAAAUUGCGACUGACACGUUCCCCGCCCCCCGUUCUCACCCAUAGCGCCGGCUCCUCCGUGCCGCCGCCCAGCAACGCCGCCGGCGUGGCGCCACCCGGGAAGGUGAGACGGCUGGUUCGGGAAGGCGGGGUGAGCGUCAGUUCAUCCAACGACGAGCUGAGCGGCGGUCACGGCUUCUCGGGCUUCUCCUUCGCUCUCCCGCUUCACGGCCCCGACAACAACAACGCGGCGGGCGCCGCCAACGUUCCCUGGAGGGGCGGACGCUGGCACAAGUGUCGUCUGGUCUUCCGAGAGCGGGAACGAGAAGGCGAUCGAGGCGAGGAGUACUACUUGGAAUUCUUCAUUCCGCCCAAGGCGUCCAAACCGCGGCGGACAGUGGCGUGCGGCGCCAUUGUGGAUGUGAGGAGCACGACAGCGCUGGAGGUCCCCGACAAGGAGAACAGCUUCCUGCUGCAGCUUGAGGGCGCCGUCCAGUAUGUGAUCGAGACGCGGGACGCCGUCCAGAUGAGGGCGUGGCUCAGCGACAUCCGCAACGGCGUCUGUCUCAGCAGGCGGGAAGAUCCCGACGGCGGCGGCCCGCCGGACAUCAGCGGCACGCCGGAGAUCGUCGAGCGUCUGUCGCAAGCGUGUUACGGCGGUGUCGCGGGCUCCCCCCCUCUGAUGGAGCCUCUCCCCCCCGAAUUGCCGCCCCGAGCCCCGCUUGACGAAUCCGAUGCGCGCAUUCUCGGGGGAGGCGGGGCUAGCCUGGGUACGCCGUUUGCCGAGACGCCGGACGCUACAGGCUCCUUCCUCUUCUCUGAGGUGAUGCCGGGCGAGGCUCUGGAGCACCCGCUCAGCGAGUGCCAGUGGUUCCACGGCACCCUGUCGCGCCUCAAAGCCGCCCAGCUGGUGCUGGCGGGCGGGCCGGCGAGCCACGGCGUCUUUCUGGUACGCCAGAGCGAGACGCGGCGCGGCGAGUACGUUCUCACCUUCAACUUCCAGGGAAAGGCCAAGCACCUGCGUCUGUCUCUGAACGAGGACGGCCAGUGCCGCGUGCAGCACCUUUGGUUCCAGUCCAUCUUCGACAUGCUGGAGCACUUCCGCGUGCACCCCAUCCCGCUGGAGUCGGGCGGCGCCUCCGACGUCACGCUCGUCAGCUUCGUGGGCGCCGCCGCCAUCCGCCAGCCGGGCCGCGACAGGGCGGGCAGCCGGCCCACCGUCUGUGAUGUCAUCACCACGCGCCAUCCCGACUCUCCAUCAACACCCAUCUCUGACUGUGUACUUGACCAGCAGACCCCGUAGCCCCCCGCAGCCGCCCCCCCUGCCGCCGGGACGCCCGCCGCCCCCGACUCCGCCACAGGAGCGAGGACGAGAGACCGACCCAGAGGCGACGACCGUGGCGGGGAGCGGCGGCGCGGGUGGUGGCGGUGCAGCGGAGGAGCGGGACGACCGGGACGCUCCGCCGCGCCAGCUGGAGGCGGCGGAGGGAGACGAGCCGGAGGCCGCGCGAGCGCCCCGAGCCGUGGACAACCAAUACUCGUUCUUCUGAGGAUGAGCUCGACAUUUUGUCGUGGGAGGAGCCGUGCAAGUACGACAAGUUGUAACACUAAACGCGUGAGCGCGACACGAGACGGACGCACGUUGAGAGCAGCUUUCCACACUAACGAGCGCUGCGUACACGUGUACCUCACACGACCGCCGCCUAACCUCCACAACCACCUCAUCCGAAGGCGCGUGUGUGUGUGUGCGCGCGUGUGUGUGUGUGUGUGUGUGUGUGUGUGUAAGUAGCAGCGUGACGAGUGGCCGCUAUCUUGACUUUUCUGUGGGGGAGGGGGAGCAAAAUGAGCACUACAAAUGCUUCUAAAAUCCUCCGUAAAGUAUAAAUUCAUAAUUGAUGACUAAAGUAAAUGACCUCUUCAACUGCUCUUCUCACCAAUAAAUUCCAUUUGUGUUAUUUAAAUGUUAUUUAGGGCAAGUGCCGCCGUUUGAAACAUCACAGUGGCUUUGGCGCGUCAAUUUGGAGAACCCGUCGGAAUUUCGUCCCGAUCACGCAUACUGGUGGAUAUUUUGAACUAUGGCUUUUCAGCCAAUCAGAGAAGGGCUUCCCUGAGUUAAACCAUAGAUAUGAAGACUAGAUACAUCAGCGUCUCUGGCAGUCCAGCUGACUGACAUGGCAAUGUGGCAGCCAUGUUGGGAGGGGCGACGUUCCCAUCCAAGUCAAUGCAUGGAAAGAGAAAUUAAGUAGUAACUUGCUCAUUUCUCCACUGAUUUUCAUGGUUUCCUUUUUUUGUCAACAUGUGCUAUUAAUAUAUAACAGUUUUUAAAACCAAAAAAAAACUUUUUUUUUUUCUUCCCCUCCUACACCUGUGAAAGGUUAUUCCCAGUUGCCUUGUUGUAUGCAAUGUGCCGGCAUCUGUGUUGUUUCACAGGUGAAAAUAUUUGUUGGCUUUAAAAUGUAAUAUAUAUGUAUAUAUUAAAAGCCCCUGCUUUGGCAUUGACGAACAAAGUAAACUUAAUGAAAAUCGGGUCAGAAAUGAGCACAUUCUGAUUUAUUUUCAAUGUCCACGUGUUGCCUUUAAUGGGAGCGUCGCCCCUGCCAACAUGGCCGCCACAUAGACAUGUCGCUUAGCUCGGCUGCUAUAGCGUGCUGGAGUAUUGCGUGUUCUCUUCAUAGCUGUGGUUUUACUCAGGUUUGAAGGUGUGUUUUUAACCAGAUAUCACCCAAAAAGGACACAAAAACCUCAAUUUCCUCAACAUCUGAUUUUCUAAAUUCUUGGUGUGCUGUACUCGGGUUGAUGUGGCCAUUCCAACCUCACUCAACAUUUUGGCGAAAUUUUGUCAUGUUGCUUGCUCGUAGUACUUUCCCUUUCAAAUAGUUCACCGUUUACAGAAGGGGUGUCCAAAAAGAAAAAUUGAAGGAUGCAAGGGCCACUUGCGGCUUCCUCGCCUUUAAUUUAUUAAACACUGUACUAGGGCUGCACCAUAUUACAAAAAAUUGACAUUGCCCUUUUUUGUAACACUGCGAUGUAGAUUGCCGUCUGAAAAAUACAGGAUGACAUACUGGUGACAUUUGAAAAGCGGCACAUAUUUUUAGUUUACAAUAGCUUCAGUAGACCCUCAACAGAAGUCGUCUGCAAGUCAUUUAGCACAAGGCUCCAACUCCCCGCCCGCCACUACCCGAAGCGGGCCGCUCGGGGCUCGUCCUCCCGGCCUCACCAGGUUAAGUAGGAAAAACAAAUAGUUUAUUUUGUCAAGUGCAGAAAAUGUGAUGGUGUUCACGUUAACAGGAUGUUAUCCUGUAUUUUUCACGUUGCAAUUUAUAUCGCAGGGUUACCAAAAAUGGCAUAACCUUUAUCACAGUAUUGUGCAGCCCUAGUGUGUGCGCGCGUGAAUGAGUGUGUGUUUGUAUGCGCGUGUGUGUACGAGGUCACAUUCAGUUGACUCCUGUUUAACCCGAGCCGAUGUUGUCAUCACAUCAUCCGGCGCCUUUUUUUUUUUUUUUUUUUUACCUCAGUGUCUCUCAGCGAAUGGUCCGUCUUGUUCUCGCUCUCGCUGGCAACAAUAGUAUUGAUUUUGUUUGUCUCAAAUGUCUUUGUGCCUUCUUUUGUUUUUGGGGGGCAAGCGCACCUCUUUUGUCCGCCUUGUUGUUGUCGUCCAUUCAGCAAAAGAAACUUUUCUACUCGUGCCUUUUCUGUCUCCGUUCACGUUUGCGUUUCUUUUGAAUUCCACAUGGUUUCUGUCGGUCUCACAACUCUUUGUGCCUUUUUCUCUCACUUCUUGUCGUCGCUGGGACCGUCGUGUGUUGAGGGCGGCGGCUGUGCGCCCCGCUCGUUAGUUUCAGGUACUACAAUGAAUUUAUUGAUUAUAAUAUAAAUAUAGUUAACACA